GAGGAAGGGCGCAGGGACUCUGCGGACGACGGCUUUGUGGCGAGAAGCUGCCGCCGCCGGAGGAUCUGUGCAGCUGGGGCCUAGGCACCUCCACGGAUCCCGGGAGCACAUGCUGCUGUCGCUGCCAUUCCUGCUCCAGAUCGUGCCGCGUGGUCUAGAGCCAGGCUUUUCCUGGCAUCCUCUCGCCUAGGCCUCUGGGGGAAAGCAGAGGGACCCGGGCGAGGACCAGUCUCCUCCUGGCUAAUCCUGCCUUACGUUUAACCGGGCGUUCCGACAGCGCUCUCUUAACCUCAUCGCCUUUCCUCGUUUCUCUUCGGUCUGUCAAGCAACUGUUCUCAGGCUGAUCUGCCCCAGAUCUGUUGGGCUACAGUUCCCAAAAUCCCCGAGGCACCUUGCUGGGGAAUGUUCCUCCAUCCGGUACUGGAACACACCUCCCGGGACACGCAUAAACACCUUGCACUUUGCAAAUUGUGGCCCAUCAUUUCAGAUGGGGAAGGCGGCUGUUUUAAGCAACUUACACUCAGGGAGGGAAUGUGUUUUCUCCAAAUGAGGUGUUCUUUGCAGGUAAUUUAGUUGUCCAAAUUCCUGCCCCAAGACUGUUCUGGAGUAAGUUUUCUGUAGACCAGUGUAUCUUGAUUGGUGGCCCACUUUAUUAAAAGACAACAAAAACUGGUGAUUCAUUCUAAGUAGUGAUGGAGAACUUGUUGAUCUCCAGAAGUUGUUGGACUGCAGCUCCCAUUAUCCCCCACCAAUUGGCAGUGCUGGUUGGGAUGGAUGGAAUUAGCCUGAGGGUGAAUUAAGUUUUCUGUCUGACUUUUCUGGUAGACAACAUUUGCAGCUGAUUUAGACAGUUCCAGAUAAAAUGUGACUACACACUUAACAUAGUUUUAGUACCAGGGAUUACUUGAACAACCUUUUUGUAGUCACAGUGAGGGUGGCUAGGAAUGUGGAUUCUUCUAUCUUCCAUUGCAUGUAUAUUGUUUUGCAGAUUAGGUAGGAAGCUUGUUUUCUGAGCUCCCUCCUAGUUUAAGAAUAACUUGUUAUGUUCCCAGUUACUGCCUUUAGUACUUUUUGGGUAUGGCUGCUUGUCUACAGAACAAAUUUUAGUACAACAGCUUCCCGGGACACAGGGCUGUCAUCUUUGUUUCUUGACUUUCUUGUAAUCUGUUAGCUUGUCGUGCAAGCGUUAUCCAUCCUACCACUUAUUCAUGUGACAGAGAAAACUUUCCAUUUCUGCCACCGUUAAGCACAGAAGCCCUGGGUAGAUUUGGAAGGGUCUUUGCUAGGGGUCAUAGUUGACCUCUGCUAAGAAGAAAUAUUUGAGCUUGACAAUACACAUCAUGUGUUUUGUUUCAUUCUUGGUUGUCAUAAAAGGCAUCUUGCAUUAAAAGUGUUUUUAAAAUGUGUUAAAAUACCAUAUAUGGGAUGGUGGGAGACAGGAAGGCCUGGAAGAAUGUUGUCCAUGGGGUUGUGAUGGGUUGGAUGCGACUUCGCGACUAAAAACAUUUCUCAUGUAGUCCUUAAAAAGCCAAGCGGAGUGAGGCAUAUGACAAUGCAGUUUACACUAGUCCGGUAGCAAUGCUGUAGCCGAGGGUCAGAAGCUUGUGGUGCUGAGCUCAGUGGGACUGAGAUGGGUGCAGUGGUUCUGAUGAAGUUUACUUCUCAUUUGCCCUUCCAAGAACAACUGCUUUUUUGCAAUAAAUGAGAAAUUGAGGAAGGGACACCAAAUAACUGAGAAUAAGUACAUGGAGCUGUCUUGUCCUGAUAGCUGUAAUAGUCAAAUGGUUAAAACUGCCUUGUUCGUGUCCAUGCCUAUAGUUCUCUAUGUAUAUUCCAAUAGUUCUGCUUCUAAAAGUACUAUUUGAUUUUUCCUUGAGGACUAUCAGAUAAAGAACAGAAUGCCAGUAGAUCUUAUUUUAAAUCAGAGUGCUACGCAGCCUUGUUCCUAGCCUGAUGGCAUCGCCAAGCCAAACAGUUACAAAAUGACAGUUUGUAGUUUUACAUUGUUUGCUCAUGCAGAAAAUGAAUGUUUUACAUGUGAAUACACAAUCACAAUUGCAAAUCCCCAUCCUCUGACCAGCUUGGUAUGUAAAACAACAGUGAUGUCAGUUUCAUGCCUAGUUCAAAUAGUUCUUUGGGUUUUAUCUCCAAAUAACCACUGUCCAAAUUACCACUAGCUGUCGAAAGGCAGUGCUUGUUUCAAAGCAAAGCAGUGUGGUUGCUAAAGUGAUAACUAAGCUGUGUGGAAGUAUUUUGGGAUGUAUUGGGUAAGAAUAUCUUGGGUGCUAUACCUAUAAAGUUGGUUGCAAAUUUUGUUUUUAUAAUGUAAGACAAAGGCCAGGGUUUCACAUUCCUUAUGUUUAUACAUGCAGAAGUACAGCUCAUGCUUUGAACAAUGCAGUUGGAAAGGCCUUGCAAGCCAAAUAGGCUAAGUACCUGCUCUGUGAAGGUACAGAAGUGAUCCAGAGGCAGAGAUGGUGGUCCUCUCCCUACAUGGAGGUCCUUCAGCAGCCCACUAGGCAACUGUCAAACUGUGGUUGUUAUCAAGAUGUUUAACCAAAGUCUGUCCUUCUGUAGGUUAGGUCUAGUCCUGUUUUGAGGGGCAGCCUCCUUCAGUUUUUGAAGAGAGUUUCUUCACGUGAGGGCUGCAGUGGGUUGCGUCCAGCAAUGUUGUUCUGUUGAAGUAUUCCAUUAGUGAAGCUGGGAGAAGGGAGAUACCUCCUCCUCAACCCACCCCUGAGCGAUCUGCAGCUUAGCAUCUAGUCCAAAGGAUUUGAAAAUGUCCUGGAGUAGAUUUUUGGAAGGGACACUGAGAAGAGGGCAUCCCAGUGCAUGAGCAGGCACCCACUAGUGCAAUGUGGGGUUGCAUCCACAGCCUCACACCUGCUCCACCUUGAUCAGUCCUUUCUUUAUCACUGGGAGUAGGCUUGGAGCAAGGGAGGGAAAUCUGUGGCCUUCCACGUAAUGGUAAGCUAAGGUUCCCUUCAUCCUUAUCACGGGCCAUGCUGGCUGGAGCUUAUGGGAGCUGAAGCACCUCUGGAAUGUCACAUGUCACUCACUCCAGACUACUUGUGGCAUAAACUUUGAAGCUCCUGUUUUUUCAUGCACUACUUACCACUUUUCUUCCUGUCCUUUGUUGGGCUUGCUCUCAGUUCCUGGCAGGUGCUCAUUAAGAACCACUUGCUGUGCAGAGGUAAUAUAUGCCAAAUUUAGUCUAAUUUAAGUCCCAUUCAUUUGCACUGUGUACUCUAAGUAGGACUAACCUUGGAUGCAACCCUUUGUUCUGCUUCUGCUCACAGUUUGUGGUGGCCGGAGGGACUGAAAUAAGGAGGCUUUUACCUGCACAAGCAUCUCAUGGUUCUACCUUUUUGUGAAUACAUUUAACUUGAAAAUUGCCUCUUCAAUCAAGUAUGGUUGUAUUUGUAAAGGAAUUACAUUGCUGUUCAAAAACCCAGCAAACCAGCAUCAAGUGAAUAACGUUACAACAACAUAACAUAACAUAAACUUCUAAUGUAAUGCACUUAUAGGAUGCACGCUCUUUUUCUAGGAACAAAGCAGUUCAGAAGAUCAGCAUGUGAGUCUGAGCAUACGUGCAGUUGAAUACUUUGGACUGAUGUCAGUUUGGGACACAUUCUUGGUUUCCAUGAGUGUCCCGAACUGCUCGGGUCCAUUGAUCCAGCUCUAUCACCCUGUGUCGUGUAACACCUUUUAGUAGUCAAGUCAGAGCUCUGGCUGCAUCUAGAUUAGAUUGUUGUAAUGCAUUCUGUGCAGGUCCAGGAUAGUAGGUGUCUUGGAGACUCUUUGGAAGUGUCCGCUGGUUCGAAAUACCGCUGCUAGGCUAUUAACCGGAACAAACUUCAGUGAAUGCAAAUAUGAAAUUUAUUCCCCAGAUGCCAAACUGUCUCUGCCACAGUUCAAGAUUGGUUGUCACAUGGAAUGGACUAAAAGUCUCAGUACCUGAGUAACUGAAAGACUGUCUUUUCCUACAUGUAGUUGCCAAUGUAAAGGCUCUUCUCUCAGCAAAGACAUCAGAUUGUUAGAGGCUGUUCUCUCAGCAAAGGGAGUGAUGUGGAUUUCUUGGAAACUGAAAACAGCACUUCUCUUACACUCUUUAAAUAUAAGGAGAAAGGAGAAAUUCAUGAAAACUGUUGGUACCCAGAUAAAUUUGUGCACCCCAAAGAGUUAUCAUGAUAUGCUGACACCCAGUCAUCUUUUACUUGGAACUGCCAAGCUUCUCCAGUAUUGUGUACAACUGCUAUCAAUUCAUUAUUAAGUAAUGAAUAUAUGAAAUGAAAAGUGCUGAAGAUAAAGCACUGGAAAUUUUUCUGCCUCACAGUACUGCCCUGUAGGUGAAAAACUAGCCAAGCAGAAAGAAAAGUGCAAUUGGUCUGCUGAGCUCUUUCAAUUUGCUGGCAGUCAUUUUGACAUGGGAAGCAUUAACAAUUGUUUCUCAGCAUUCUUGUUAACAGGUUACCUGUUCAUUCUUUUGAUGUCUUAGGAACUCCAGUUGUUCCAAAAAAUGUGAUAAGUGGAGAAAGGGCUUUCUACUGUGGUGCCCAGUACAUGGAAUCCUUCCCCAGAGAGAUUCAGUUUGGGCGAUUUCUGUAUCUUCUGGAACAAUGGGUUUUUACCAUGCUCCGAACAUUCAGGUGUACUGGUGGUAGGUUCGAGAGCCACCUUUCAAGGUGGCAGCAUUAUCACAAAUCUGUCCUGGCCAUCAGGAGGGAGGAUGUCAAUGCCUGGGAGAGAAGAGCCCCCCUGGCUCCACGGCAUGUCAAGCUCUUAACCAACCUGGGGUACAAAGUCUUGGUGCAGCCGUCCAAUCGGCGGUCCAUCCAUGAAAAGGACUAUGUGAAAGCUGGUGGUAUUAUACAGGAGGAUAUUUCAGAGGCCUGCCUGAUUGUGGGUGUGAAGAGGCCUCCAGAGGAUAAAUUAAUUCCCAACAAGAACUAUGCAUUUUUCUCUCACACAAUUAAAGCUCAAGAGGCAAAUAUGUCUCUGUUGGAUGAAAUCCUAAGCAAGAACAUUCGAUUGGUAGAUUAUGAGAAAAUGGUGGAUCACCGAGGAGUGCGAGUUGUAGCCUUUGGAAAAUGGGCCGGUGUUGCAGGUAUGAUCAAUAUUUUACAUGGAAUGGGAUUAAGAUUUCUUGCUCUGGGACAUCAUACUCCUUUCAUGCACAUUGGGAUGGCUCAUAAUUACAGAAACAGCAGCCAGGCCGUGCAGGCAGUUCGAGAUGCUGGCUACGAGAUUUCCCUAGGCUUGAUGCCGAAAUCUAUUGGGCCCAUAACGUUUGUGUUUACAGGCACUGGUAAUGUCUCUAAGGGUGCCCAGGAAAUGUUUAAUGCACUGCCUUGUGAGUUUGUGGAGCCCCAUGAGCUAAAGGAGGCCUCUAGAACUGGAGACCUCCGAAAAGUGUAUGGUACAGUGCUAAGUCGGCACCACCAUCUUGUGAGGAAGAGUGAUGGGGUGUACGACCCCGUGGAAUACGAGAAACACCCUGAACUCUACACAUCUCGGUUUAACACUGAUAUUGCACCAUAUGCUACUUGCAUCAUAAAUGGGAUCUACUGGGAGCCGCACACCCCGCGAUUGCUAAGCAGGCAGGAUGCACAGAAGCUUCUGACUCCUCUCCGAUCUUCUGCUGCUGGGACAGAGGGCUGCCCUGAAUUGCCGCACAAACUUGUUGCGAUAUGCGACAUCUCAGCUGACACUGAAGGAUCGAUAGAAUUUAUGACGGAGUGUACAACAAUCGACAGCCCCUUCUGCAUGUAUGAUGCCGAUCAGCACAUUAUCCAUGACAGUGUGGAGGGAUCUGGGAUUUUGAUGUGUUCAAUUGACAACCUGCCAGCUCAGCUUCCUAUAGAAUCAACAGAAUGUUUUGGGGACAUGCUCUUUCCUUACAUCGAAGAAAUGCUGUUAUCUGAUGCCUCUGAACCCCUUGAGAGCCAGAAUUACUCACCUGUAGUUAGAGAUGCAGUGAUUACAUCCAAUGGUUCAUUGACUCCUAAGUAUAAAUAUAUCCAGAAACUAAGAGAGAGCAGAGAAUACGCCCAGUCACUGACCAUGGAUAAGAAGAAAAAGGUCUUGAUACUUGGUGCUGGAUAUGUCUCUGGGCCUGUGAUAGAAUACCUCAUGAGAGAUCCCAAUGUUGAAAUAACAGCAGUUUCUUCGUUGGGCCUUAAUCCUAGAACAGCAUCUGUUAUGAAGAAACAACUUGAGCAGCUGACAAAGAAAUGCAGCAAUGUUGUUCCUGUCGUUUUGGAUGUCACUGAAGAUGAGGAGAGACUAUCGUCCAUGGUGAAGAAGCACAAUCUUGUUAUUAGCUUGCUGCCUUAUUCAUUCCAUCCUUUGGUUGCUAAGAAAUGCAUUGAGAGGAAAGUGAAUUUGGUGACUGCCAGUUACCUGACACCUGCUAUGAAAGAGCUGCAAGAGAGCAUAGAGGCAGCUGGCAUUACAGUUAUCAGUGAAAUAGGUUUGGAUCCUGGCCUUGAUCACAUGCUGGCAAUGGAAUGCAUUGAUAAAGCAAAAGAAGUGGGUGCCUCGGUGGUAUCCUAUACUUCCUUCUGUGGUGGACUGCCUGCUCCAGAAUAUUCUGACAAUCCCCUGAGAUAUAAAUUCAGCUGGAGUCCACAGGGGGUCCUGCUGAAUACGGUUCAGCCUGCCAUGUAUUUAAAAAAUGGAGAGAUUAUUAAUAUUCCAGCCGGAGGAGCUUUACUUGAUUCUGUUACUGUCAUGGAUUUUUUCCCAGGAUUAAAUUUGGAAGGUUUUCCAAACAGGGACAGUACAAAAUAUGCUGAGCCAUAUGGCAUCCAAUCAGCUCACACUCUCCUAAGAGGAACCUUACGAUACAAGGGUUAUUCCAGAGCCAUAAGAGGCUUUGUAAAAUUGGGCCUCAUCAAUCCCGAACCAUGCCCUAUGCUUAGUGCAACAGCACCUUCAAUAAAGUGGAAAGAGCUUAUGUGCAAGUUAGUUGGACUUCAGCCAUCUGCCAAACCUGACGAUCUCCAAGAUGCUGUCUACAAUAAGUUAGGCAAGGAUAAAAGGCAGCUGGAGGCAGUGGAAUGGUUGGGGUUACUUGGAGAGGAGCCUGUUCCCAUAGCAGAUACUAUAGUGGGUGCACUGGCCAAACACAUGGAAGCCAAGUUAUCUUACGGCACUGGAGAGAGAGACAUGAUCGUUAUGAGGAAUGAAAUAGGAAUCAAGCAUCCAUCUGGCCAUUUGGAAGACAAGUAUGUCAAUCUUGUGGUCUAUGGUGAUGAUAAAGGAUAUUCCGCAAUGGCUAAAACUGUUGGGUAUCCUACUGCGAUUGCAGCAAAGAUGGUUCUGGAUGGGGAAAUUACUACCAAAGGCAUGGUCAUCCCUUUGACAAAGGAUAUAUACGGACCAAUUCUUAAACGCAUUCAAGCCGAAGGCAUUGUGUACAGCACGCAAAGUGUUAUCAAGCAAUAGAGGAGUCGUCAUCUUCUUUCUCCCAAUCUCUAGUUUUGUACGCACAGUUCGAAGCUUGGAAAUGAUUGUCCAGAAACGCUCUCGGUUGGAAAACUUUCUCGUGCAAAGCCUAUGAAAAUGAAUGGGAGCUCUGCAGCAGCAUUACUGUCCUCUUUUCCAGCUUCAUCUGUUGUGAUGAGGCGUGCGCAAGAGAGCAUCCGGGUGGAUUACGCUCUGUACCUUUUAGAGGUCCGUAAACCUAUUUCCUCUUUCGUAGAAGCAUGCCUCAUUGAAUUCAGUAGGACUGACUGCAAGCAUAAAUUGCACUGUAUAUGUACUUCUCCCAGAUGCAGGUGGACAACAGGUAGACAGUCCUAAGAAGAUACUGCAUUUGCUUCAGAGCUAGAGGACUUUUAUGUAGAACACAGAGCUCUUCAAUCCGUGCCAAAAUAUUUUCAGUUGUAUCCUGAAUUCUGCAGAACUGUGGAGUGUGGAACACUAAAGCCUUUAUUUUUUUACUAGAACAUUUGCCUUAUAUUGUGACAACAGCAGAGGAGAUUGUAGUGUUUGUGAGCCUAAAUUUGGAUAAUUUUCCUUUUCUGCUCUCUAUGUAUGCCGGUGUGCCUCAGUCUGGUGCCCUCCAGUUAUGUCUGAUCACAGUUCUAUCAUCCCAAGCUGUCACAUUGGCUGCUGCUGGUGGGAAUUGUCUCCUACAUAUCUGGAUAGCACCAGUUUAAGGGAAAACUGCUGUACAAUAUAACCAAAAGGGAAAUGUCUUUUUAAUUUGCACUUUUGUCCCUAGAAAAUCAUGUCAACAACCUUUUGGUGUCUGUCAAGACUAUAAAAGUAUGAUCUAGACCCUUCAAUAAUGUAUUAUACAUAAAAUCUAGGACAUAGUAUUAUUUCUAUUUUAAUAUUUUUUAAUUUAAUAAAACAUUUGUAUCCCGUCCUUCACAGCAGCGUCUCAGGAAGGCUUGAAUUACACAUUCUUACAUUUUAUGUAAGAAUGUGUAAUUCCACAUUUGCCAAACUUUGUAUUGUCUGAAGCUUCAUACCAGUCAAUAUCCAGUAAUCAUUUGCAAUGUCCAAACUGUUUACUUAGCAUCAGGAUGGUGGCCAAUUAGCCACUAAGACUGCCAAAUAUCAGUUUCUUCUCUGUGUUGGCACAUUCUCUCAGAUUAUUACAGUAUGAUUCAAUCAUCCUCCCUUGCCCUACAAUUGGAAGGAGCAACAUUGUUUUCGAUGCAACUGUUGUAUAUACACCCUCUGAGCAAAGGUUUAAAGUUUUCUUGUUCUGUAACUGCCUUUUCAACACCUUUUGAUUUCACCCCCUAACAAUAAUAUGGGCAUUUGAGCCUAUAGCUAUGUGGGAUGUAUGGGCUCCCCUGCUUUAUGUUACAUGCAUGUUAACUGUAAAUGGAAACAUGCUGCAUGUGGCCAGAUACCCAUAACUAUUUCAAGAGGGAACAAGCCAUUUUUCUCCAGAUGGGAAAAGAUAAAGUGGAAAACACUCUGUCUGCUUUGCUGUGCAUUGAUUUGCAGAUAGUGGGUUGCAAGAACAGAUGGGGAAAGAAGUAUGUAGAGUAUGUGCUUUCUGUGUGCAUGCCUAAAGUGCUUAAGGAUUUUAUUACAUUAAGCCGUGUAUGAAUAAAUAAUUGCAACAAGCACACAUGACUAAAAGAAGCUGAACCUGAAGUAGAGACCUAUGGUUUUCUACACCAUAUAAUGUACCUAGUAAUUUAAAUGCAAAAUGGUGACAAAAAUGUCCCUUUCUGUCUCCCAAUAAUAAAUUAGAUUAAGGCUGAAUUUUUCAGACUCUUCUCUCUACAAGACUCCCACAUAUUUCAGUGAUGGCUUCAGGGUCAAAGAUACUGGUGUAACACCACAAUCUUAUGCAUGUUUACUCAGAAGUAUGUCCCAGUGUGUUCAGUGGCCACCAGUUCAGUGUCUAUAGGAUUGCAGUGUUGCUAUUCCUGACUUCGAUUUUUUGAUCCUCACUGGCAUAGAUAUCUGCAUUAUUUGGCUUCUGAGGCUGGUUAUUUCCCUGGUCAAAGAUAAUAAUAUUUAUUUCCUUUUUUCCUUUUGCCUCUGGUAAAAAAUAAUUUUAUUGUUAAAUUGACUCUUUAGUGAUCCAUUCAAAACUUGAAUGCAGUCCUAUUCCCCCCCCCCCCUUUUCCUUCUGGAGAUCAGGUUUUUUUAAAUACAAAAUGUACCAAGAAGAUGAAACUGAAAGACUAUUGUAAAAAUCAUGGAGUUCUCUCACUGAGAAGAAACAUUAUAAAGUAAAAUACAUUCAUGUACAAAAAGAGCAAAACUUACAUGAAAUACCAUGAUCUUUCAUCUUAUCAGUAUUGGGUAAGCAUGCAGGGGCUGCUUGCUUAGGAACCUCAUCUGUAUCUCAUGGUGAGAAGUGAAACUUAUUCCUCAGAGGUCAAGGAACUUUCUUAAAAAUUCUUGUUUUCACAACAAAGGCAAAGAUACCCAUUUAAAUCUUUCUACCUGUAUUCUUGUACAGUCGGUCUGCAUGUAAGAAGAUGCACUGAGUGGGAGGAAGUUAAUACACAAGAUUCAGCUUUCUGAAUGGCACUUCAACCUCUUUGUGUAGGAACUUGGUUUGCUUUGCUGCUGGCAUACUUAGAUUCUGCGCCUGAACACAGUCCUUGGACAUUUUAAAUGGGCUAAAGGCUAGCUGUAGGGAGAAGCACUUUUUCCAGUCUGUCUUGUACAAACAAAGGAAGUAAAACAAAAAAACCUUGAAGGGCUGGCAGUACUGUGUGAAGUUGGCCGAGGGAGAAAAUGGUGGUCCUCUCAUCAGGCCUGUUGUUUUCUCAUGCCUUGCCUUCUAGCUCCCAUGUUUCCCCCCUAAAAGAAUACUGUACCAGAGUGUGAGGCAAAGCUUUCUAUUUCUUAGUAAUCAGGUAGCUCUCAGUUUCUUCAUGGAAGGUUUCCCUUUUUUACCCUUUUUGAAUACUUCAAUUUUAUAAUAGCAAUGAGUGUCAAUUGAAAUGAUAUCACUGGAUCCAGCAUCUCUGAAAAACUUUCGUAGCAGACAAUUUUCUAUUUCUGUAUGCUGAUUUGAAUCAUUUUCUGAGCGAGGGCAAAAGGGUGUUUGGUGUAUUGUGCUGAAUUUCAAGAGAUCAGUCCUCAUGGUAGGAUGCUAAAUAAAAGCUUUUGACUUUAA
Varanus komodoensis (Komodo dragon) is the source of this 10609-nucleotide messenger RNA. It is a transcript of the gene AASS, whose product is annotated as aminoadipate-semialdehyde synthase. Gene Ontology annotation, molecular function: saccharopine dehydrogenase activity. Bases 4564 to 7449 code for a protein of 961 amino acids. Gene Ontology annotation, cellular component: cytoplasm. The record is from RefSeq and is a predicted model, not a curated record. Lineage: Eukaryota; Metazoa; Chordata; Lepidosauria; Squamata; Varanidae. The transcript is spliced from 25 exons.